Messenger RNA from Anoplopoma fimbria (sablefish), 1312 nucleotides. RefSeq names its product TATA box binding protein like 2 (gene tbpl2). The transcript is spliced from 9 exons. NCBI's taxonomy places the organism in Eukaryota, Metazoa, Chordata, Actinopteri, Perciformes, Anoplopomatidae. Bases 167 to 1213 code for a protein of 348 amino acids. Gene Ontology annotation, molecular function: DNA binding; RNA polymerase II general transcription initiation factor activity. Gene Ontology annotation, biological process: DNA-templated transcription initiation. The record is from RefSeq and is a predicted model, not a curated record.
CAUCAACCUGCUGCCGUCAGACCGCGAGGAGCACGCUGCUUUGUUUACAUCCGCUGCGCAUGCGCAGAGCUCCGUCACAGAGUUCAGGAUUGGAUGCAGCUGAGCAGCUCUCAGUCUGGAUCCAGGUCCUGGAAGGUCCUGCAUCAGGUCCGAUGGUGCUUCACUCAUGGACGAGUGUGCGUUGGAACGUUACUUUGAUGACUCCAUUGCAAAUGACUCCGGCUUUAUUUUGGGGGAGGAGCUGGACCUCCAGAGCCCCACCCCCUCAGUACAUGGCCCCGCCCCCUCUCACCUGCCUACGAAGGCGGGGCCGGGUGGACAGAUGGGGGAGGAGUUUGACCUCAGCUUCCUGCCUGAUGAACUCAGCACGCAGGACGAGCCGAGUCGUCACGGCAACACAGCUGACAGUCAGACUGUGGCUCUGGACGUGUCUCAGGACAGCGGCGUCUGUCUGGACUACAACUCCCAGAAUUCCACAGCAGCAGCAGCUGACCCCCAGCAGGGGUCGUCCAUGACGGGGACCGGUGUCUCCUCCUUCUGUCCCAUGACCCCUAUGACCCCUAUGACCCCCAUGACCCCGGUGACUGAGAGGUCAGGAAUCAUCCCCCAGUUACAGAACAUCGUCUCCACAGUGAACCUGGGUUGUCCUCUGGACCUGAAGUUUAUCGCCCUCCAGGCCAGAAAUGCAGAGUACAACCCAAAGCGUUUUGCGGCCGUCAUCAUGAGGAUCAGAGAACCAAGAACCACUGCGCUGAUCUUCAGCUCCGGGAAGAUGGUCUGUACGGGAGCCAAGAGUGAGGAGCAGUCCCGACUGGCAGCCAGGAAGUACGCUCGGGUGGUGCAGAAACUGGGGUUUCCCGCCCGCUUCAUGGACUUUAAGAUCCAGAACAUGGUGGCCAGCUGUGACGUCUGCUUCCCCAUCAGACUGGAGGGACUGGUGCUGACCCACCAGCAGUUCAGCAGUUAUGAGCCGGAGCUGUUCCCGGGCCUCAUCUACCGGAUGGUGAAGCCGCGCAUCGUGCUGCUCAUCUUCGUGUCGGGGAAAGUCGUUCUGACCGUCCACACCGAUGGCCUUCGGGAGCAACUUGGGGUUAAGUGUCUUGCCCAAGGACACAUCGACUGCCGAAGCCAGGUAUCGAACCACCGACCCUCUGAAUGGAGAACUACCUUGCUCUCCACUACGCCACAGCCGCAACGUAAUCAGUGGAAGUAGUUAUGAGACAAAGACGUGUGAAUCUUCUAUUUAAUGCAGCUCUCAUAAUAAUUAUGAGGUAUUGUUUUUACUCAUGAGGAGUCAGUUUGUCUCCAUACU